CUUGUGUGUGCAUCAUAUAUAUUACCAAGGAGUGGACUUCUCAAGUGUAACAAUGACUAUUUCACAAGGAGGAAGAGUAGGACUCAAGCCAUUGCUGAGUAUUUGGGUUCAGCUUCAGAUCCAAAGAAGCCAAGCUAUCAUCCUUCUGAAGAAAUCAGAGCCUAUGUGCCAGAGAGUCCUGGAGAUUCUAGGCUUCCACCUGCUGAAACCGUUAGAACCAUCAUUGAGGUGAACAAAAAAGGAACAUUGAUGCUUUCAGGUUUACUUGGUAUUGGACUUCAUGAGAACAUUCUCUGGCCUGAUAUUCCUUAUGUAACAGAUCAGCAUGGAAAUAUAUACUUUCAAGUUAAGGAAAACGAGGAUAUAAUGCAAACCCUUGUUACUUCUGAUAAUAACUAUGUGCAAGUAAUAGUAGGUUUUGAUACGAUGGAGAUGAUCAAGGACAUGGAGCUGAGUACUCCCUCUGGUAUUGGUUUUGAGAUUGAAGAAAUGGAAGAUGGUAUUACUGAAGUUGACGAUGAAAACAAGAGGGAUGAAGAUGAAGACAAAGAUGAUGAGGAAUGGGUUGCUGUUCUAGAAGAUGGAGAUGAAGAAGACGAUGAUUAUGUUUCAGACUCUGAUGAAUCACUCGGAGACUGGGCAAACUUGGAAACUAUGCGAACUUGCCAUCCCAUGUACUUUGCAAGGAGGAUAGCCGAGGUUGCGUCAAAGGAUCCUUUAAAUUGGAUGGAGCAACCCUCUGCUGGCCUUGCUAUCCAGGGGCUCCUGAGCCGUGUCUUUGUGAAAGAUCACUCAGAUAUCUCUGAUCCCAAGUCUACAAGUAGUGACAAAAGCAAGGAGGGAGAGAAAGUUGAAGACAUUGACGAAAGUGAGAUACUGCAGCUUGAGAAUUCGAGAAAUGCUAUAUCUUAUUACAAGCUGGAGAUGAAUAAAAUCCAGCUCAUCACAGCAAAGGGUCAUCAGACUGAAGUGGAAGUGGGAGAAGUCAGAAAAGCAAAACCUGAUCCUAUUGCUCUCGCAUCAGACGGUAUUUUGAGUUGUCUAGAGGAAGAUGGUGAUAAACUAACUGAAGCGCUCAAAUCUCUGUGUUGGAGACAUAACGAGAUUCAAGCAGAGGAAGUGAAGCUCAUUGGUAUAGAUUCACUUGGUUUCGAGCUCAGGCUUUGCUCGGGGAUGCAAAUUGAGACAUUACGGUUUGCAUUCUUGACAAGGGCAACAUCAGCACACAGUGCUGAGGGACAGUUGAGAGAAUUAUUAUUCGCUUCCACACCUCAGAAACCAUAUGAAUCCUUGGUGAUGUUUAGUAAAAAAAAGGUCAAAAGAGGAAACAAACUCAAAACGGCAGUAUUUGCAAAUCAACACAUCUUUCGUAACUAAUGUCAACGGUCUCGUUAACAAGUUUUCAAUGCUGGCUUGUUGAAGAUUGGCAGAUGAAGUCUCGGUUGAUGUUUUCUCAAUUCAUUCUUGAUGACGUAUCUCUUUGUUUGUGGGUCAAGUCUAUCUCACGUUCUUUAGGUUCAAUUCUGGAUUAACUGCCAUUUGUUAAAAUACUUGAACUACAAGUCAAGUAAAAAUAUGUCAAAACGCAUUAAGUAAAUGACAGAGAAAGUCAACACGUUUUUUA
Raphanus sativus (radish) is the source of this 1624-nucleotide messenger RNA. RefSeq lists its product as uncharacterized. The transcript has 8 exons. The record is from RefSeq and is a predicted model, not a curated record. The annotation marks the transcript as partial. Lineage: Eukaryota; Viridiplantae; Streptophyta; Magnoliopsida; Brassicales; Brassicaceae.